This is a messenger RNA of Staurois parvus, 313 nucleotides long. The record is from the annotation of a GenBank genome assembly. NCBI's taxonomy places the organism in Eukaryota, Metazoa, Chordata, Amphibia, Anura, Ranidae.
CAGGGGAGGACUGACAACUCAUGGGGCCCCCGGGCAAUAGGGGAUCAUGGGGCCCCUGUGUCCUUGCCCAAAGUCAAAAAAUCCCAUGAAAAAGGUACCAGGGGCAUCUCAUGGGGCCCCCUACUGACCCCAGGCCCUUGGGCAGUGCCCGAGUUUCCAAAUGGUCAGUCCACCCCUGUCAAUGACGGUUGUGCUGCUAAGUAAUUGGCAGUCCCUAAGAAGAAGAAGAGUGGACACAGGAGUCCACAGCCUGGUAGCACACCCAGUUACACUUUGAAAACCACUUUACCUUACUUUCUGUUAUUUUAUCUUU